AUGCAGUACGUUCAGCUUACAAUCGAGCUCAUCACCAAGGCCUUCGAGACAUUUUCUUCUAAGAAGGGAGUGGAGUUUACCAAGAAAGAUGCAAAUAAGAUCUUUAAGGCGCUUGAUGGGGAUAAGGAAGUGGAGAGAUACUACUUUUGUGGAGCAAAGUGCGUCAAGUCCAAGCGUAAAUGCAUGAAGGAAGUUGACGAUGAAGGCAUGCAUUGUUAUGUCCACGAUCCUGCGCGCAAGUAUGAUGGUGAUACGUCUGAUGAUGGUGAUACGUCUGAUGAUGCUGGCUCUGACGAUGAUUCCCCUGAUGAUAAAGACUCUGAUGAUGGCAAGUCCAAUAACAGACCUAAUGUAGAAUCUGGAGAUGAUACCUCUAAGGAUAACCCUGAUGAAAAACUAUCUCAUAAAAAAUCAGAGAAAGACAUAGCACGUGCGAAGGACAGAGGAUGGAUGAUUCAUCCUAAUAACGACAUGCUUGACUAUGCAACUAAGUUUACGAUGAAUGGCAAGUACAUUGUCAGGCUAUCUGGAAAGAAUACAUACGUUGGCCUGUUUACGCUUGAUGCUCUGCGCGGUGUCGGUGAUGUUCCAGAGUUGGAUAUCUUGGAACGCUCCAUGCUUAGCAAGAUGAAACUUCAACCAUUGUCUGAUGAAGAGAGAAAGACGCUUUUCAACGAGGAGAUCGAAGUAGAAGAAGAAGUACCAGUAGAAGGACCAACAGAUAAAUCCAAGGUGAUAUGGAAAAAACUUAACAAGUACUUGGAAUAUUCCGAGAAUGUACUUGUAAAUGGAAUGCACAUUCUCAAGAUGCGCAAAAAAGACACUGUAAUCGGCUUGAUGACUGAUGACCAUAUUGCUGCAGAGAAUGUAGAGUGUCAUUCUCUUAGCCAGAAGGAAAAAGAGAAGUUGUUUGCUAUGGGAUUUAAACCGCAUGAGCAUAAGCAAAGCUUGCCACAGAAAGAUGAGAGCACAUGUGAGGAUGAUAAAGAUGCUGAGGGCGAUAAAGAUGCUGAGGAUGACAAAGAUGCGGUGGGUGAUAAAGAUGCUGAAGAUGACAAAGAUGCUGAGGGUGAUAACGAUGCUGAGGAUGACAAAGAUGCUGAGGGUGAUAACGAUGCUGAAGAUGAUAAAGAUGCUGAGGAUGAUAAAGAUGCUGAGGAUGUUAUGUGGAAAAGUCGAGACAAAUUUACCAACAACAAACAAAAGCAGAAGUUAAUUGCCAUGGGGUUCACGAUCGAGGAAUUGCCUAAAUUGUCUCUCCAGAUGUAA
Molecule: messenger RNA, 1269 nt
Organism: Linnemannia hyalina
Lineage: Eukaryota; Fungi; Mortierellomycota; Mortierellomycetes; Mortierellales; Mortierellaceae
Source: the annotation of a GenBank genome assembly